AUGGCGGACACAGCGACUGAGAUCGAUCUCGACUCGGUCAUUGACCGACUACUCGAGGUUCGAGGAAACAGGCCGGGGAAGCCAGUGCAGCUACAGGAGUACGAAAUCAAAUAUCUCUGCACAAAGGCUCGCGAAAUUUUCAUCAACCAGCCCAUCCUGCUCGAACUCGAGGCCCCCAUCAAGAUAUGCGGCGACAUCCAUGGGCAGUACUAUGACCUCCUCCGGUUGUUCGAGUACGGUGGGUUUCCCCCAGAAGCCAAUUAUUUGUUCCUUGGGGACUACGUCGACCGUGGCAAGCAAUCCUUGGAGACGAUCUGUCUGCUGCUGGCAUACAAGAUCAAGUACCCGGAAAAUUUCUUCGUGUUGAGGGGGAAUCACGAGUGCGCGAGCAUCAACCGAAUUUACGGGUUUUACGAUGAAUGCAAGCGUCGAUACAACAUCAAGCUAUGGAAGACUUUUACGGAUUGUUUCAACUGCCUCCCCAUCGCUGCCAUCAUUGACGAGAAAAUUUUCACAAUGCACGGCGGUCUUUCGCCCGAUCUCCAAUCCAUGGAGCAAAUCCGAAGGGUAAUGCGCCCUACAGACGUCCCCGACACCGGAUUGUUAUGUGAUCUCCUGUGGUCUGACCCAGACAAAGACAUCACGGGUUGGUCAGAGAACGAUCGAGGAGUAUCAUUCACCUUCGGUCCAGAUGUAGUGUCGAGGUUCUUACAAAAACACGACAUGGACUUAAUCUGUCGGGCGCAUCAGGUGGUGGAAGAUGGCUACGAAUUCUUCGCAAAACGGCAUCUGGUGACCUUGUUCUCAGCGCCUAACUAUUGUGGAGAAUUUGACAAUGCAGGGGCAAUGAUGAGCGUCGACGAAACUCUGCUGUGCUCAUUCCAGAUAUUGAAACCUGCGGAAAAGAAAGCGAAGUAUCCAUAUGGAGGCGUGAACAUGGGUCGCCCUGUAACACCACCGCGCAAACAGAAGAAGAAGGAUGCGAGCAAGAUGGGUUAA
This is a messenger RNA of Sparassis crispa, 999 nucleotides long. RefSeq names its product Serine/threonine-protein phosphatase PP1. Gene Ontology annotation, molecular function: protein serine/threonine phosphatase activity. The transcript is spliced from 7 exons. The coding region runs from base 1 to 999 and encodes 332 amino acids. The record is from RefSeq and is a predicted model, not a curated record. Gene Ontology annotation, cellular component: cytoplasm; nucleus. NCBI's taxonomy places the organism in Eukaryota, Fungi, Basidiomycota, Agaricomycetes, Polyporales, Sparassidaceae.